UGCAGAGCGCAGUUGUUCCCCAUCCAGUCCGGGCGCAGUGUUUGCAAACACCUUGAGCAGCGAGCGAGAGAAGAGAAGGAGAAGAAGAAGAAGCAGGAGGGAGACGAAUAAGUAGAAGCAGGAGAAGAAGAAGGGGGGAGGAGGACUGAACGGAGACACCGCUGCUGCCGAGAGAACGAGCGCUUCUUCGGGUUGUUGUGUUUUUUCUCCGCGUCGCAGGACACCGCUCUUCUUCCUCUCACUUGGCUGGCUUUUUUUCCCCCUUACCUGAGAGAGAAAAAAUAUAAGUGCAGCUAAAUAGAAUUUUUUUGUUUUGUUUUGUUGAAGAAAACAAAAACAAACAAACAAACAAAAAAGCUGUGGAAAAGAUGGAUGUCUUACCCAUGUGCAGCAUCUUUCAAGAACUUCAGAUAGUUCACGACACGGGCUAUUUCUCAGCCUUACCGUCUCUGGAGGAGUACUGGCAGCAGACAUGCUUGGAGCUGGAGCGCUAUCUUCAGAGCGAGCCUUACGUCUCCACAUCCGACCUCAAGUUCGACGGCCAGGAGGACCUCUGGAGCAAGUUGAUCCUCGCCUGCGGGGACAAGGCCAAGGCCGAGUCUGACCCAAAGUUGCCGGCGGCCCACGAGGAGGACAAUCAGGACAGCCAAAUCUUGGACACCAACAGUGUGAAUUCCGACGCCAGCAGCGAAGCUUCGGACAGUUCCGAGGAGCUCUCGCCCACGCACAGCUUUGCCUCCAACCCUCUGGGCUCCGUCUUGGUUGGCUCUGGACCUUUUAGCCCCUCCGUCAUUAGCACUCCGCCGUCCUCCCCGGAGGCCAACUCGACGAACGGCUGGGUCGCCGCGCACGCCGAGCUGCACUUGCCGGUGAAAAUCAGGAGCGGCGGGGUGGCAAAGAGCACGGAAAAGACAGGACUCAUGUGCGGGGACACGUCUCCGGACGGCAGGAGGCGGGUACACAGGUGUCACUUCAACGGCUGUCGCAAGGUUUACACAAAGAGCUCCCACCUAAAAGCACACCAACGCACUCAUACAGGUGAGAAACCAUACAGGUGUUCGUGGGAGGGCUGCGAGUGGCGUUUUGCACGAAGCGACGAGCUGACCAGACACUUCAGGAAGCACACAGGGGCAAAGCCAUUUAAAUGCAGUCACUGUGACAGAUGUUUCUCCAGGUCUGACCAUCUGGCUCUUCACAUGAAGAGGCACAUCUAGAGUGGCGGGGCGAGCGCCAACCAAGCAGCGCAGCGAAGGGGAAAGUUCUUAAAAGAAAAAAACUAAACAAAAACAAACGCAAACGUCUCCCGACACGGUCUCUCGGUUGAACUGUCCCAGAGCAGAGUGGCGGGAGUGUGUUCCAGCCAAAGCAUGCCGUUUUGCACCAUACUGAAAAAAAACCCAGUGCCUCCGGGACCUCUCUUUGGAGAAAGGCGCUCUGAAAGGUUGUCUGUUGCAACAAGAGGACAAAAUCAUGGAUGGGGAAAGAUUGAUCUUUUUGAUUGAGAAGGACUUACAACACACACACAGAAAAAAAGACAAAAAAAAAAGAUAAAAGACACAAACAAAAAGAGUGAAUGAUGUGUAUGUAUGGUGCAUGAUGUUUUGGGGACAUCUCCCGGACAGCAGAUACACUGGUACUUUAUGAAACUGUCUGAGGUGAGCAUGUGUGUGCACUGUGAAUGUCUGAGAUUGGUCGACCGCCCCCGCCCCCCCCCCCCGGAAGAGGGAAGAUUGUUUUUUUUCUUGAGAGACGGAUUGAUGGAUGAUGGGCGGAGCGGGGCUGGUGCCAAUGUUGCUGUGGACUGAAUGGGUUUCUGGGGGGAAACGUUUCCACUUGUGGUUCCCCUGCCACGUUGGCAGCGUGAGGACGGGGCAGGAUGGAAGGAAGUUUCCUGCCUGUCUUGUCUGGCACCCAGACUUGGGUGGGGGGGGUUGGGUUGGGGAUGAUUCUCCGAUGCUUUUGAGGCCUUGGGUCCAACCAGAGAAGCAGAAUGUGGAUGUCUUCUGGUCCCAGGGGUCAAGCCCCCUCCUUCCCCCCCCAUGGUCGCUGUAUGACAGGAGCUUUUUUUUUUUUUUGGUGUUUUUGGUGCAGCUACUAAAUGUGCAAUGUGUUAUGUAGCCUGGUUUAUUAUUUUUUUACAAGCUACAAAGCUCAUUUGUAGUCCAAUUGUAUAAGCUGUGUGCUUAGAGGUAUAACACAACUAUACUAUAACUUCAGUAUCAUAGACAGGUGUUGCAUGGUUUUAGGGAUUGUUCAUUUCAUGUUUCCACUGUAAUCAGGACUGCAAAAUAGUUUCAAUAAAAGUGCAGCUAAAAGUGCGAACGGUUAAAUGUUACAAUAUUGUACAUAAAGCCUUGAUGAUUUCGUCUUAUUUUUUACAAACUUCACCCCCCCCAUUCUGCUUCUCUCAUCUGGCUGGAGACUUCACCACCGCUCACUCAUUCUCUCACGCAUCCUUUUUUUGCCUUGAGGAAGUAACUGUUUGAGUUUUUGUACUUUCUUUUCUAUCUAAUAAUGCACUGUUGACCUUAAUGGUGCCUUAUGCAAGUGACUCGGCCCCUGUGGCAGCGGCGGGAAGUCACAUUCGUUGUAUGGGUGACUUUUGGCAAGCUUGAUCGGGGCUCAAUUGCGCGUUAACCCUCGCACCUCUUUCGUGUUCAUCCACUCCCGGCGGCCAGACGUGUUUGCGGACGACGUACCUUUCACUCUUUUUUGUUGUUGUGUUUUGAAUCGGAGCACGCGUUUAGUUGAUCUGAACAUGUAAAACAAGACAAAUUCUGUUUAGAGCACUUAAAAUUCAUUUUGUCAAAGAUGUUAACUACUGUGUAGUAUGCACUCGAGUUCAUCGCACACAGCCGUAAGGUACAAAAGCAACCAGACUAGGUAAACAAAAAAUGGGUUUUUAUGUAUAGUCCUCUCCUCCCUGUGCCACCCCCACCUCCAGCCUCCAUCCUCCUCCUCCUGUCUCUCCAUCCCUGCAAGUUGGGACCGACGAAAAAAAGCUAAAGAUUUAUUGUAAUUAACAGGCUGCAGUCGGACAGGCCUCGCCUUGUACUGCCUCUCAGUAAUGAAUUGCUAAAGGCUUUGUUGGCAUGGAAUCUGUCACAGACUGCUGACUGUGUAGGUUGGUUAUUGACCUGUCUGGGGGAGCGUUGUUUUAGCCAAGCUGCAACAGUAUUAUGAAAACCACAGGAGCGAGCGAGGCGGGGGGGCGGGGGGGCUCUCAGAGGAGAUACAGAUCAAGCGUUGACGAUGCACAUGGAAAUGCAAGUGGUGAAUCAGCGUCGGGUAGAGUUGUAUUGGGAGAUGGAUCCUCGCCAGAAAACAGGUGUAGGCCUCUCCCCACCGCCACCACCCCUUCCGGUGACCAUCGGGAACAUACCUAUUAGCGUUUUCGGUGGAUCGAGUGAACGGCGCCUCCCACUCCAGAUCAGCGACCUUUUGCUGUAGGAAUCCGAUGUUGCGGCACGUCGCACCGCUCCAACUUAUGGAUUUCAGAUGAGCAGGGUUGAAAGAGCCGGGAUGAGUACAAACUUGAAACUGCUUGCUGCAAUAGAUCCGGGGAGUGCUGGCAGUGCCUUUUGUGGGCAAAGCAAAAGGGAACAUCCAUUCUGUGAAAACGGCAGCCAAUACUGUUCAAGUGGUAAUUGAGCCUUGAUUAAGCCCCCCCCCCAUGUUUGCACGCAUCUUUUUACACUUCUCAUCAUCUCUUUCAUCUCACUACUCCAACUCUUCUGUCACACACACACUCACACACACAGCUCUUUGUUCUCAACUGAAUCUUUGUACAAAAAAAAAGGAAAAAAAAAAAAAAAACUUUUGUAAAAUUGUUAUGUUUAUGCUUUAUGAAAUUUUUAUUUGAAAUUGUUUUGCAAAAUUGUUAUAUUUCUGUAUGAAUGUAUUUUUUAUUGGAAUAAUAAGAAAUUCUUAUCUGA
This is a messenger RNA of Acanthopagrus latus (yellowfin seabream), 3935 nucleotides long. RefSeq names its product Kruppel-like factor 6a (gene klf6a). Gene Ontology annotation, molecular function: DNA-binding transcription factor activity, RNA polymerase II-specific; RNA polymerase II cis-regulatory region sequence-specific DNA binding. NCBI's taxonomy places the organism in Eukaryota, Metazoa, Chordata, Actinopteri, Spariformes, Sparidae. The record is from RefSeq and is a predicted model, not a curated record. The transcript is spliced from 4 exons. Bases 369 to 1214 code for a protein of 281 amino acids. Gene Ontology annotation, biological process: regulation of transcription by RNA polymerase II.